Molecule: messenger RNA, 1107 nt
Organism: Xylona heveae TC161
Lineage: Eukaryota; Fungi; Ascomycota; Xylonomycetes; Xylonales; Xylonaceae
Exons: 3
Coding region: 331-1107 (258 amino acids)
Source: RefSeq, a predicted model, not a curated record
AACCAGCUGAAAAGAAAUAGCAUUCGUGCUUAACAAUUAUGUUCAUGUAAUAUAAAAUGGAACUGCCUUGCUCCGUCCAGGGCUCGCACAUUUCCACGUCUUGACUUGAAUGCCUCCACUCGAUAUUUGAAUUGAGUUCUAAGACUUGGCGGCAUCCCUUUUUUUUUGAGCCUGCAGACCUGCCUCAACUGCUUUCUUGACAGAGCUCACAUACUAGGAGCGGGAAAAUCUCAAAUCUCCUUGAGCAAUUUCGCCCCUCUCUGUCCAUCCGCCCAAAAUCCCGGCUGGUCCUUCAAUCAGUCUUUUAAAGACCAUCUCUCUCCAUUCACCAUGUCGGCACUUAUCGACGCCCAGCUGGCUGUCUUCGCCCUCUUGUUCUUUCCCUCUUUAUAUUGUCUCUUCCGACAUGGUAAGACAGGGAUCCUCGGAUGGUUUUACGUCAAUCUCUUCUGCGCACUUCGAGUCAUUGGCUGUGCCUUGACUAUCCGCGAUGAGCACAACGGUACCGUGGGAACCGCAGCGACGAUAAUCAUGAGCGUGGGGCUGUCACCUUUGCUGCUUUCGGCCGCCGGCAUACUUGGCGAGGCAAGACGUUCACGCUCUGGAAAAGCCACACGCGGGCUCGAGUGGUUUCUCGUCAUUCAAUUCCACUUGAUUGUUGCCGUGGGCAUCGCUCUCAUUGCAUCUCGAGGUUCUUCCUUGGUUUCUGGGCAGUUUACUUCCACCGACAAAGCCCUAAUAUAUGCCGGAUUGGCCAUCAUUGACUUUGCUUGGAUCCUGCUCUGCUGCUGGGCACUCUUCUCUCUUCGAAUGCGCAGCAGAAGGGAAAUCAGCAACGCGGUUCAUCAGGCCGGAACCAUGCUCUUGAUAUCAGUUUUCGCAUCUCUUCCUUUGAUAUGCCUCCGUCUCGUCUAUGCGACAAUUUAUUUUACUGUUCAUUCUUCGACAGUCAAGACUUCCUUGGCUCUAAAAGUUUGCAUCAGUGUUGCCCCCGAGAUGCUGGUGAUCGCCUUAUUUGUGGUAGUUGGAGUUCUAACGCGCAACUUGAAUGAGGAGAGAAACCGCAUAGCACAACCCCACACUGUCGAGAGCUUCAGACCCAAAUGA